UCCACGAGCCGGGCUCCUGGUGUGAGCCAAUAGCGAGGGGCUCCGGGAGCGAGGCGCGGGGGGCGGGGCUCGGCGCGGCCGCCGCCAUCUUGAUGGGACAGAAACAAUAGGACGAAGCACCGCGGGACGGGCUGAGGCCGCAGGAUGAUCUCAUCCCGCUCUGGACUGAAGGGUUUCAGACUUUGGUUUGGAGUUCCAGUACCUGCUCUCAUAAACUCCUUGGGACAGCUGGAGUCAGUCUGGGCCUCUUGGGCCUCUUCUGAUUGCUUUCUAUUGUAGACAAUUCACAACACUUUCUUUGCACUGCUGGCAGAGCGUCCCGGCCCGCUCAGCCGAGGACUUGAGGCCAGACAGACGGACGCACGGACAGACGACAGACGGAGGACGCGCUGGCCGCUGGACCCCGCCGCCUCCCCCUUCUCCCUGCCGCCUGCGCCUGGAGGAUGAGCCCAGCCUUCAGGGCCAUGGACGUGGAGCCCCGCACCAAGGGCGUCCUUCUGGAGCCCUUUGUCCACCAGGUCGGGGGGCACUCAUGCGUGCUCCGCUUCAACGAGACAACCCUAUGCAAGCCCCUGGUUCCGAGGGAGCACCAGUUCUACGAGACCCUCCCAGCCGAGAUGCGCAAAUUCACUCCCCAGUACAAAGGUGUGGUGUCUGUACGCUUCGAAGAAGAUGAAGACAGGAACUUAUGUUUAAUAGCAUAUCCAUUAAAAGGGGACCACGGAACUGUGGACAGUGUAGACAAUUUAGACUGUGAACCAAAAAGUAAGCUCCUGAGGUGGACAAACAAAAAACAUCACGUUCUAGAAACGGAAAAGAGCCCCAAGGACUGGGUGAGGCAGCACCGGAAAGAGGAGAAGAUGAAGAGCCAUAAAUUAGAAGAAGAAUUUGAGUGGUUAAAGAAAUCUGAAGUCUUGUACUACAGUGUAGAGAAAAAAGGGAAUGUCAGUUCCCAACUUAAACACUACAACCCUUGGAGCAUGAAGUGUCACCAGCAACAGUUACAGAGAAUGAAGGAGAAUGCAAAACAUCGGAACCAGUACAAAUUCAUCUUACUGGAAAACCUGACUUCCCGCUAUGAGGUGCCUUGUGUCCUGGACCUCAAGAUGGGUACCCGCCAGCACGGUGACGAUGCUUCAGAGGAGAAAGCAGCCAACCAGAUCCGCAAGUGCCAGCAGAGCACAUCUGCAGUCAUCGGUGUCCGUGUGUGUGGCAUGCAGGUGUACCAGGCAGGCAGUGGGCAGCUUAUGUUCAUGAACAAGUACCAUGGACGGAAGCUAUCGGUGCAGGGCUUCAAGGAGGCACUUUUCCAGUUUUUCCACAAUGGUCGGUACCUGCGCCGUGAGCUCCUGGGCCCUGUGCUUAAGAAGCUGACUGAGCUCAAGGCCAUUUUGGAGCGACAGGAGUCCUACCGCUUCUACUCAAGCUCCCUACUGGUCAUCUAUGAUGGCAAGGAAUGGCCUGAGGUGGCCCUGGACUCAGAUGCUGAGGACUUGGAGGACCUGUCAGAGGAGUCAGCUGACGAGUCUGCUGGUGCCUACGCCUACAAGCCCAUCGGCACCAGCUCAGUGGACGUGCGCAUGAUCGACUUUGCACACACCACCUGCAGGCUGUAUGGCGAGGACAGCGUGGUACACGAGGGCCAGGAUGCUGGCUAUAUCUUUGGGCUCCAGAGCCUGAUAGACAUUGUCACAGAGAUAAGUGAGGAAAGCGGGGAGUGAGCUUGCUGGCCGCACCAGCACUUGAGAGACUCUCUGUGUCCCAGGCACAGCUGUGCUGCGUCGGGGAGGAGGCCAGUAUGGCCAGGCCGUCGGCCCCUGCAGCCUGGAGCUGAUGUGCAGAGGCCUCUGUGAGUCCCAGCCUGAGCCAGCCUCAACUGCGUUCGGAGUCUUAUUUAUUUUAACUAUUUCUUCAACAUUCCACAUUUGAUGAUGCAGAUACCUCUUUCUUCCCUGAGUGUAAAUGUUCUAAUACAAAUCUUUUUGUUAAUUGUA
Molecule: messenger RNA, 1994 nt
Organism: Ailuropoda melanoleuca (giant panda)
Lineage: Eukaryota; Metazoa; Chordata; Mammalia; Carnivora; Ursidae
Gene: IP6K2
Product: inositol hexakisphosphate kinase 2
Exons: 7
Coding region: 444-1721 (425 amino acids)
Biological process (GO): phosphatidylinositol phosphate biosynthetic process; inositol phosphate biosynthetic process
Cellular component (GO): nucleus; cytoplasm
Molecular function (GO): inositol hexakisphosphate kinase activity
Source: RefSeq, a predicted model, not a curated record